Molecule: messenger RNA, 4824 nt
Organism: Perca fluviatilis (European perch)
Lineage: Eukaryota; Metazoa; Chordata; Actinopteri; Perciformes; Percidae
Gene: ppp1caa
Product: protein phosphatase 1, catalytic subunit, alpha isozyme a
Exons: 8
Coding region: 231-1226 (331 amino acids)
Cellular component (GO): nucleus; cytoplasm
Molecular function (GO): protein serine/threonine phosphatase activity
Source: RefSeq, a predicted model, not a curated record
CUCCUACGUUACCGUAGACACUUCGGUAGACACGGCCCUCUUUUAAAGUUCCUGGGGGAAGAGUGGAGGGACCCGGACAAGCCGAAGGAAAGGGGCCAAGCUUGAGCAAGGGGAUACAUAUUUACACAUUAUUCACCCCCAGGAGCACUCGCGGAUAACCGAAGACAAGCUAAGGUGCAACACGGAAAACCAAGGUCUUGACUACCCGAGAACGUCAGAAAAUAAAGAAAAUGGCGGAGCCAGACAAAUUAAACAUCGACUCUAUAAUUCAGCGUCUCUUGGAAGUCAAGGGCUCUCGACCGGGGAAGAAUGUCCAACUGACAGAGGGUGAGAUCCGUGGCCUUUGCCUAAAGUCCCGUGAAAUCUUCCUGAGCCAGCCAAUCUUGCUUGAACUAGAAGCUCCCCUCAAAAUCUGUGGCGAUGUCCAUGGUCAGUACUAUGAUCUGCUCCGACUGUUUGAAUAUGGAGGCUUCCCCCCAGAAAGCAACUACCUGUUCCUGGGUGACUAUGUAGACCGAGGGAAGCAGUCACUGGAGACUAUCUGCCUGCUUCUAGCCUACAAGAUCAAAUAUCCAGAGAACUUUUUCCUGCUGCGUGGAAACCAUGAAUGCGCUUCUAUUAAUCGAAUCUACGGCUUUUAUGACGAGUGUAAGCGACGGUAUAAUAUUAAGCUGUGGAAGACCUUCACAGACUGCUUCAACUGUUUACCUGUGGCUGCCAUUGUAGAUGAGAAAAUCUUCUGCUGUCAUGGAGGCCUCUCUCCUGAUCUUCAGACUAUGGAGCAGAUCCGCAGAGUAAUGCGACCCACAGACGUGCCUGACCAGGGUUUGUUGUGUGACCUGCUGUGGGCUGAUCCAGACAAAGAUGUGCUGGGCUGGGGUGAAAACGACCGUGGUGUCUCCUUCACAUUCGGGGCAGAUGUGGUUGCCAAGUUUUUGCAUAAACACGACAUGGACCUAAUAUGCAGAGCACAUCAGGUGGUAGAAGACGGUUAUGAGUUUUUUGCAAAGAGGCAACUUGUCACCUUAUUCUCUGCUCCCAACUACUGUGGAGAGUUUGACAACGCCGGUGCCAUGAUGAGUGUGGAUGAGACACUCAUGUGCUCCUUCCAGAUUCUGAAGCCAGCAGAUAAAAAAUUGUAUCCUUAUGGCACAGGAGGAAUGGGAUCUGGGAGACCGGUCACCCCGCCACGAAAUUCAGCCAAGGCCCCCAAGGCCAAGAAAUAACAGCCGCUGGAUCCCCCUCCCACAACCUGCCACCUUCCUCUCUGCCCAACACUUUAUUUUUUUUAUUUUUUUCCCCUCUCUACAUCCCCAGACUUGUUUUUCCCUUGUCACCAUACGGCAAGAAAGCAGAAAAGUGUCUGGGGUUCAAUCAUGUUUUGUUUUUUUUCUCUCUAAAACAAUUUUUAACUGUUUGUUUGGCUGUUGGCGUGCUCUUUUUUUUUUUGUGUGUGAGUGUGUAAAGAAAGUGAGAAUGAUACAGAGGAAAUUGCUGUAUUCUGUAUGUAUGUUUUAUUUUUCUUCCUCCUGUACCCUCUGUUUUCCUGUUGUAAAUAUGGGUUCUUGCUCAUCUGUGAUGUAAUGUCAAACCUGGGUGCAGGGGAGGAAGGGAAGGGGGAAAGAGAAAGAGGAGCCUUAGCUGUUUAUGUUAAGGCCCUGCACUGUUUAAUGCUAAACACAAACUUUUGUACAUGGUGUUUUAGAGGUCUGUGUGAUGGAUGGGUAGGGGGUGGGGGGGGUGGGAUCAAGUUCCACGGUCAAAUGGUAACGGCACAUACCACACGCACUGGGCGCACAGGUGGAUGUAUGUGCAGGUGAAUCUUUGAAUGAAAUUGAUUCACAAUGAGAUCCUUUUUUUUUUUUUCUCUUCCCUUUUCGAAAACCAAUGAUUUGAGAACGCAGUCAUGGAUGUGAAAUAGUUUUGCUUCUAUUUCUUUUCUUUUUCUUUUUUUUUAGAUACAUGAAACUGACAUGAGAUAAUUUCCUUUUUUUUUUUUCUUGUUUUUAGGUCACUAAAAGUUAAAGAUGAAUAAAAAUAACCAUUUAUUUGAGUCAUGCCAUCAUGCUGUUCACUUUGUGUUUGCCAUUGCUUUGUCAUGUUCGUCAGCAACCUUUGCCAUGCAUAGUGGCUACGCUUGUCUUUUGAGUGUGGAAUUGACCAUACAGCAGCUUAAAGAGAUCUUAUGAAUUAGACUCACCAUAAUGUAGAUGCUGGAAAGUGUAAAUUUGGGCCAGUUUAUACUUCGUUAAAACAAAGUGGCAUUUCACACUUUGCUUUAGUGUGAUUUAGCCAAAGAUGAUGAUCCGUGACUAUAGAGAGGACAGCCCAAAGCUGGUCUCGGAACCAGAUGUUGCCCGUUUUAUCACAAAAAUAGAUAUUUGGUUAGAUAACUCUUCAAUGCAAAAAUUUCUUUUUUUUUCCUUUUCCAAAUGAUUGUUGGGUGAAUAUGAAGUACAAUUAGUUAAUUAACUUAGCAGGAAGAUUUAGAGGGUCAACAAGUGAAUGGCUCUGUCACUGAGCUUGUGUUGCUUAAUGCCUCACAACACUCCAGAAUUUCUCACACAUAAUGCAAUAUCACCAUGUGCUGUUCAUGUUCCACAAGUAGACACCACUAUUUAUCUGGCAUUUAAUAUGUAGUGAACUUGAACAGAGUAUACUCUAGACGCCUACUGUACUGAGGAGGAAGUGGCUUAAAGGUUUUCCAUAUUCUGUGAUCAAAGGCAAAACUAUCAAAGGGGGGUGAGAUGGUGAAUCAUUGCUCUGACCUUUCCAGUUUGAAGUGCUCUGUUUAAGACCACUUCAGUUGAGUCCGUCAUAAAAACAAAGCGUGGGCUUAUUUUAAUCUAAACCCACACCGAAUGAGGGUUGCAUAGAAGCUACAACUGGAGAACUAAACAGCUGUUGGAUGAAACUAAGUAAUAGACAGUCCUUUAAACGUGAUGGGGAGUCAGAGCACAAAAUCAUUGUUUUACUAUAAACAUGAAAAUAUACUUAAGGUAAUCAUGUACAGUAAAUUCCCAGUCAAUCUAGUUUAACGUUUAGGUUGUGACAGGUAAUUCCCAGGUGAACAGUUACCACUGUAUAGAAAUUGGUAAAUAAUUUUGUAUGCUUCUGAUUGUGCUGUGUAAAUGAUAUGAGCAAGAUAAUUGCAAUUGCUUGUGACAGCAAUCCUCAUUCUGACUUGCUUUAGUUUAGCAGCUUACUGUUGAAAGAAGCAUAAAGAGCCAUAGACUGAGAGAAUCAAAUCAUUUAAAAAAUAUAUAUAUACAUGGAUCCUCUGCCAACUGUGAACCCCAAGACAUCACAGUCACGCUGACUGAAUUUAGAUUCAAAAAUAAACUUUUUGCCUGUUUAUGCAGGCUUUUUUUUAAAAUAAGAUAUAUCACUACAGUAAUGUCACACAUGGGCCAUUUUGCAUUCCCUCUACUGUACAUCAAGUUGGCAAACAGGGUGUCCCCAGUGAAAGCAGUCCGUACAGCACAGGCUGUUGCAACUGGUAAAAAUAUUUCUUUCUACAGUGUUUCAGGGUAUCUCACUGCCCAUUUCUAAAACCCAAACACACUUUACCCUCCAUUUGUCUGCUGUCUGUCCUCAUUCUUCAGCCCUCCGCCCAAGUAUGAACACAUGCGACCACAGCUCUCCAGAUUGCAAAGGCAGUAAAUAUUGGAGUUGAGUGCAGUGCAUAAGCACAUACUUAAACAGAGGGUGGGGAAGCUGCAUUCAGCUGUCAUCCUGCCACACUGUUCUCCCUCUAGCAGGAGGUUUUCAACUCAGUACCUCAGAAAAUAAAUGUUUUUUAAAAAUCAAAUCAAUGUAAUUAAGCUUUAUUUAGAAUCAUGUGUGGCUUUUUAACAACUCACGUACAGCGCAAAUAUUGCGUAAGACAGGGCAGGUGAAAUAAUAAAAAUAGCAGUCGGACCUCAUCUGUGCUCAUGUUCAAUUCACAUCCAGUUAGAUCAACUCAGGAAGUGAAAUGAAAAUAAAAAUAAAUGGACUGAGGAUAUUGUAUUUAUAUUCAUAUUGUAAGUAAAAUACAUCAAAAGACACUAUUAUUACAUUAUUACAGGAUAUUCACAAGUCAGAUGACUUGCAGUUUCUGUUCACGGUUUAAGGUGGCUACAUUGAAAUGAAUUGAGCCCAACCGUGGCAUGCUGAUGAGUCUACUGGGGAACAAUGUUCAGAGUGUUCUGUUGUUCUGAAGGUCAUUUUCAAGCCCACCUUUUGUGGAUAAUAUGAUGCAGAAAGAGAUUUGAAAAUGUACAGAAAUGUAUUCAAGUCUUUUAGGAUAAUAAAAAGUUAAUUCAAGGCGUGAGCGCCAUGAUGUUGUGGAGACCAUGUCCAAUAGAUUAUGUCUUCAACAAUGCAAAACAAUUAAGUGUCUCCUGUAAGAGGUAAUACAGUGCUGAAACAUCACGGAACUUGUAGAUAUUUGUCUUCUAUAAUAAAUGGUCCAAUAAAGACCACUUCCAUUUCCAUUUUCAUAGCUGUACAAACCUCGCUUAUGUAUUUUUUGUUACUCUAUAUUUACUGUUGUCAUUACCUCUAAGAAUCUGGUAUUUAAUGACUUUUUUGUUCAUAUUGUUUUCACUGACACAUUUUAACGCUAGAUACUGCUGGCUUUUUAGUGUAGGAUUUUUUUAAUCAAUCAGGGAUGUUUUGCACCAUGCACUGUUGCUGGGUAGAUAUGAAAUGAUUAGAUUAUUAUAAUUAAGGAAAAGAAACAACAGAAAAUAAAGGUAUUUUUUAUUUGUAUUUCAUUUGUUUUCAAAUCAAUCACAAGUUGUCUCUGUUACAAGGUAGAAAUAAAACAUGGAAUUUGUA